AUGCCCUUGGGCUCCUCCACCCAACUAUAUUCAGUAUAUCUCAAUCGAAUAGUUUUUUUAAGGGGUGACAUCCUGACAGUCUGGGAUUUCGUAGCCGAUACGUUAGCAACGUGGCGUGUCGUCGGCGCAUCCCAUAAGACCAUCAUCGCCAACGACUCUAUUCUUUUAUUUGGGAGUACAUGCAUUUCCGUAUGGAACAUACCAGCUCUUCUGCCUCGUGAUCAUGAACAUACCACUUUGCCAUAUGUGGACGUCCCCAUCAUCAACCCACUCUUCCGAAUCGAUUAUCCUGAAUGCAUGCCUUCCCUUGACGAUGCCAUUCGGACUGGUUCUAUGAUUAAAGGGUUUGGGGACUGGUAUACAGCAUCGGCGCCUUGGUGUUACGACAUUGUUCUGCCAAGCGAAGCCGGCUUUGCGAUCUCGCGCUAUUUGGUGGCCUUCAACAAGGACAUGACUGGGGGCACCAUCAAAGAAAAUGCAUGCUAUGAGUUUAUGACCACCCCAGAUUUGGAUUUCUUCAUUGAACCCUACCGUGUAUGCGACAAUCAGCUGGUAUUGUCCUGGACCGAGGGAGCCUGGAUGGAAUGCAUCAUCAAAACCCACACGUCAACAUUGUCCUCUCAGGACACUGUAACUCCGAGGGAUGAUGAGCCAUUGAUCCUCGAGGAAUGGAAAAGUAACCAUUUUAAUGGCAUGUCACUCUUCAGAGUAGUAGGCUCAUUUCACCAUUGUCAACGUUCACUACAUCCGCUUUUUCGAACUUGCAGCCACGGUCCCACUCCUACUCGUCCCCUUCCCCCGUCUUUACAGGCACUUAUAAAUCCCCCACACUGCCCGUCGUCGUCUUCACCCCAUCCCUGGUCUCCCCAUCACACAUCUGACAUGGAUGCUGACGAGCGUGCUUGGAGCGUGCUUUCCGGGUCGGGCGCGCAGCUGCUUUCCCCGGUGCUACAGUUGAUAGAGGCCGCCCAAGUAAAGGCGCCACAUGGUCCUAUUUCCCCCCUUGCUCCUCAUGAUCAUUAUCGGGACGUCACUGCCUCCAUCUCAGAGAACGUUUGA
This is a messenger RNA of Laccaria bicolor S238N-H82, 1059 nucleotides long. RefSeq lists its product as uncharacterized. The record is from RefSeq and is a predicted model, not a curated record. The coding region runs from base 1 to 1059 and encodes 352 amino acids. The transcript has 5 exons. Lineage: Eukaryota; Fungi; Basidiomycota; Agaricomycetes; Agaricales; Hydnangiaceae.